CGCGCAUCAACUGAGGCAGGCUGCCGGAGGAGCCGAAGGGCUUGCCGCACGGCGAUAAACAUCAGCGCCGAUGCGACGCCGAAACAAACUUUUGCUUGAUGCUGCUCAACGGCAUCAAUUUUCGGGCUUUCUUUCAAUUGAAACUAUAAAACCAAGAUGUCCAUGGAUGGUAGCGAGGCCUGGCCCGCGCCGAGCUUCGGCAGCGAAGAGGCACCUGCGGCGGGCGACGGCGACUCUCAGGGCUCGAACGAGAACGCGACGUCGUCGGCAUCGGGCGCCGGUACCUUUCUGCAGCCGCACGUACCCAAGCUAAGCCUAACAGCGACCUCUUCAGCGGUCUCCGCAACGGCUUCGCUACCGGAGAAACCGCCCGACGUCGAUGGACGCCCGGCGACCACUGCCGACGGUGUUGCCGUGUUCGAAGAGGACACGCGGAGCUCGUGGAACCUAGAGCCUCCGUCUUCGGGCGCAACGACGCCGUCAGGCCCGACGGUGCCCAAAGACGCCGAAGACGAAGAGGCCGCCCUCGAAGAGCGCGAGCCGUCGUCGUCUUGCGCAGGCGGCGGCGGCGGGGAUGUGCCUUGCACCAAGUCGGCCACGGCGUCGGACUCGAGCGGCGGCGAGAAUCGGGAGCGUACGCCGGUCGUGAGCUUCGCGCCGACCGUGGUGGACUGCGACUCGCAGAACAGCGGCAGCAGCGUCAAGAGCGGCGCCGGUGGCCGCAAGCGCUUCUCGGACGACGAGGUGACAUCCGAAGCCUCCACGACCAUCACGGCCGACAAGCUGUUCGAGUACCACUGGCCACAGGACUGCGGCGACGCCUACAUGCUUCAGGAGCAGGUGUGCGAGUUCUUGAAUGUCAAGUCGUUCAAGCGGAAGCACCCAGAUCUCAUCCGACGGAUGGUAGAAUUUGAUGAAAAGGAGUUUCUGAAGGAGCACGGCGUUGUGACGAUGACCAUGUGUGACCUUGGACUGACUGCCCUUCGUGCCGAUGAUGUGGUCGAUCUGUUUAUGCGUGACUAUCCUGAAAAGUACCAGGAAUACGUCAACUACAUCCGCGAGCGGGACAAGCAGAAUACGGUGGAGAAGCACCGCGGCUACUCAGCCGUGUCGAUCGAGAAGUGCAAGAUGGCCGACUUCGUCCGCAAGGCCGUCGCCUCCACUGCCGAGUACAACAAACACCUCAACGAGGAACGUCGGGAAGAGCGACGUUCGUGCUUUGACCUCCAGACUUUCACAAUCCAGUAUCCGUCGCGCAAGAUACCAAAGGUUGAAGUAAUGCCGACCAACCGGCGGCGGUACCCCGUUGCAUUAAUACCGGGACAGUACCAGGAUCACUACCGGGUUUACACGCCGCAAGAGCUAAAGUAUUUACCGAUAAGCACGGUUCUCUACGGACCGCCCCAGGAGAUCGGCUCUGUCUAUACGCACCCGGGGUCAGAUGGAAGCCAAUCCGAGUCUGAAGACAGCUCCGGGUCAGACGGGUCAUCUUGUAGCAGUUCAAGUGGUGGAAGCUCACCUGCCUCAGACAUGGACACGAGCGCCCCAACGGGACCCAAUUUCUGCAAGGUCUGCGCCAAUGCCGACAGCUCAAAGGAAGGUGAGGAGCUCAUAUCAUGCUCCGAGUGCGGGAAGGUGGGUCACGUGACGUGCCUCGACAUACUACCGGAGAUGGCGGCGGCCAUCAAGUCUUAUCGGUGGCAGUGCAUGGACUGCAAGAUGUGCAACGUCUGCAUGGCGACGGACAACGAGGACAAGAUGAUGUUUUGUGACCGGUGCGAUCGUGGUUACCACAGCUUCUGUGUGGGCAUGAAGUCCGUGCCAGCAGGCCGCUGGAUCUGUCGGCUGUGUGGUCGGUGUGCGACGUGCAAUAUCAACACGCCCGGCCCGGAGGGACCCAGGGUCCAGUGGCACCACGAGUACGGGAAAGGUCCGAGCCCCGUCGACCAUAAGCGGAGUGUGACCAUCUAUUGCCAAAACUGCUACCGACAACGAAAAGGCCGGUGACGAAGAUUAGAGUGUUACAGGACCGUUGUUGUUCUCAUUGUAAUAUAGUGAAUAAAUGAGCGCGGACUCUGUUUUUAUUCAUAAGUAA
Messenger RNA from Dermacentor silvarum, 2095 nucleotides. RefSeq names its product PHD finger protein 10. The transcript is spliced from 2 exons. The record is from RefSeq and is a predicted model, not a curated record. Lineage: Eukaryota; Metazoa; Arthropoda; Arachnida; Ixodida; Ixodidae. Gene Ontology annotation, cellular component: npBAF complex. Bases 157 to 2007 code for a protein of 616 amino acids.